This is a messenger RNA of Lethenteron reissneri (Far Eastern brook lamprey), 1174 nucleotides long. Its product is annotated as gap junction gamma-1 protein-like. Gene Ontology annotation, biological process: cell-cell signaling. NCBI's taxonomy places the organism in Eukaryota, Metazoa, Chordata, Hyperoartia, Petromyzontiformes, Petromyzontidae. The record is from RefSeq and is a predicted model, not a curated record. Gene Ontology annotation, molecular function: gap junction channel activity. Gene Ontology annotation, cellular component: connexin complex.
GUGGCUACUUUGUUGUUGUCACGCUGCACGAUGGGACCGACCGCCGGGACUGGUUUGCUACGGCCUUUGGAGCGGCUUUGCCAGUUUCGGUAGAUCGUCUCAGGACCGCUGGAUAAUGUCGGAUGAUUAUCGUGCCGUGCCGGAUAAUCAAUGAUGAUCGACGGUAUCCCGAGGCAGCAAAAGAGCUGAACGCGGCGCGCGGCCAGCCAACGUGCCGUCUGAAUCCGCGUCUCUCUUCUUGAAUCCUCAGGUGGGCACGCUUCUGGCGAGCUGGUGGUCACAAUGAGCUGGAACUUCCUGACCCGUUUGUUGGAGGAGAUAUCUUUGCACUCGACGUACCUGGGCAAGCUCUGGCUAACCACGUUCCUGAUCUUGCGCAUCAUGCUGACGAUCGUGGCGGGCGAAUCCAUCUAUCACGAUGAACAGAGCUCGUUCAUGUGCAACUCCCAACAGCCGGGCUGCACGAACAUGUGCUACGACACCUUUGCUCCCCUGUCCUACGUGCGCUUCUGGAUCUUUCAGAUUAUCACCGUGGCGACACCCAGCAUUCUCUACCUCGCCUUCGCCAUACACAGGAUACAGAGGUCUAGUGAAGUUACACUAUGUUACGGCGACGACGAUAACCGUGAUAAGAACGGCGAAGUCCCCCAAAAAAACCUUCAUUCCGCUCUUUGUUCUUGCGAGAAGGAGAUGUUUAACUUUUACUCCCGCGUCGUUAUCCGCAGGUCAGAGAGCUCGCCUGGCGAUCAAGGAGGGGAGUUUCCCGACGAGGCCAAGAAGAACGACUACAGACGGCACGACGGGCGUCGCGCUAUCAGGGCCGACGGCCUCAUGUGGGCCUACGCGCUGCAGCUCGUCCUGCGCACGGUGGCCGAAGCGGGCUUCCUUCUGGGCCAGUACGUGAUGUACGGCUUGGAGGUGAUCCCCCGCUUUGUGUGCCCCCGCCGCUACCCCUGCGUCCACUUCGUCGACUGCUUCGUGUCGAGGCCCACGGAGAAGACCGUCUUCCUGCACGUGAUGUAUGCCGUGGGGUGCCUCAGCCUGGCUCUCGACCUGGCCGAGAUGUGGCACCUGGGGAUGGGCGCUCUCAGGGACGAGCUGCCGGGCAGCCGAGCCAAGCGCCGGUAUUGACAGCACUAUGAGACAUCUCCUUUAGCAGUGGCAAAAUAUAGUA